This is a messenger RNA of Ectocarpus siliculosus, 7042 nucleotides long. The record is from the annotation of a GenBank genome assembly. Lineage: Eukaryota; Phaeophyceae; Ectocarpales; Ectocarpaceae.
AUGGCUUCAACCGAUCGUGAUGUGCUGCUUGUCCUGCAUCGGUCGACCGGUGGAGCUAGCUGGACGAACAACGCCAACUGGGACACGGAUGCUCCCAUCGGUGAUUGGCACGGAGUCAAAGUAAAGGACGACGGCCACGUGGUGAAGCUCGAUCUGGCCAGCAACAACCUCCGAGGCGAUAUUCCGGCUAUUCUGGGGAAGCUCAAGCUGUUGAAGACUCUUAUUCUCAGCGACAACACCCUGACCGCAAAGCCCGGGGGGGCACAACCCCAACUACUUUGGUCAGCUUUGGAAACGAGAACGUCAAAAGGCUCUAUUCCACCGGAGCUGGGGGAGAUGGAGUCGCUUGAGGUUCUUGACCUCGGUUCGAACGAACUUAGCGGUCACAUUCCCGAUCGGCUUGGACAGCUAGGAGUAAGCAUCAGGACCAAUGUGGAGGAGAACUUUACGGACGCCGGGAACAGAAGUGGCCAUCAAACCUUCGUACCUGAUCUGUACGCCGAAGGGAUCGGCAGCGAUCCCGAGGACGAGCGGGACCACUGGAGUUCGGAGCCAUUGGAACCUUUACACGAGCUCCGGUACGUGUCCUUCUUGUGGAGAGAUCAAGGAUGGGGCAAUCGGAAAGGGACGCUAUUCCUGAGCUUGGACCCGGGAUCCACGGACCAACAGUGUUCAACCCAAGAACCGAAGGAGCACCGGCAGCUUAUGCCAGAUCCAGCCGAGCAUAAAUGGACACAUGAAGUGAUGGAGAUUGAUCCGAAGGACCCCCUGAGACGGUUGGCAUGCGCCGGCGACCGUUACCGGCUGUCUUUCAUCGCGGGUGGUGGAGGCGGUCACAUCUUACAAGCGAGAAGAUUUACGCUGCAUUUCAGUGUUGCGGGAGGGAGCUGUGGCGACGAACUGUACUCCAGAGUGCUGUGGAAGAUCGACCUCAGCAACAACCAACUUACAGGAAACAUCCCGCAGGACCUCUCCAACCUUCGAGACCUUGGAGUGCUGAGAUUGGGCAGCAAUGGGCUAAGUGGAACCGUGCCGUCAGCUCUGGUUCGUCUGGAGAGACUUUUUGACGUAGACUUGACCAACAAUGAACUGAGUGUGCUACCUAUGGACUUGACGGCCAAAUGGGCGUUGGCGGUUCAAGACGACAAUCGCAAAGUGGGUGUGAGCGUGAACGGCAACCCUUGGGUACGGCCGCCACGAGCGUUUCUAGCACGGGGUCUCGUGAGUGCUGGGAGAUGGUGGGAUGGCAUCGCUCGCUUUGGUGAAGGGACAUCGAGCAAGCUCAAGAUGGUAUUGGUGGGACUUGCGGAAGCCGGCAAGACUACCAUCGUGCGCCAUUUCACCGGCGGCGAUCCAGCCGACAAGCGUACAAUUGGCGUCGAGCUCUCCGAAUGGAAACCAAAUAAAAACCUGCCUCUGGCAGUGAGCUUGUGGGACUUUUCAGGGCAAUCAGACUACCACGCUUCCCACCAAAUCUUUCUGACCGAAGGUGCCUUGUUCCUCUUGGUGGUGGACCUCUUCGAGCUCGGAAGGGACGAGAAGUCGGCCGGGAUCCCAGACCCUCGCGGAGCCAUUUACCGGUGGCUCGUUAUUCUACACGAACGCGUCCCUGGCGCGGUUGUCGCUCUCGUGGGCACGCAUGGGGACAAGUUUUUUCCUCGGCCACCUCCUUCCAGCGAAUCCGCGGGUGAUGAAGAUCGAGAAAACCGGAUUGACGUGUUGAACACCCUUCUCAAGAUUCUUGCCGGUUUGCUUCGACAGGAACGAGCCAAACUCGGAGGCCAACUCUCGGCUGAUAAACACCUCGGCAACCUGUUGCAGCUGGUUCGAACUCAAGUGGAGCCCCGAUUGUCCGCCGAUGACCUGGGGAACCUGGUGGAACUGCUACGGACUCAACUGGAAGACCACGUCUGGGCUGAUGAAGGGCUUGAUGACCUGAUGCGACUGGUACAAACCACACUGGUGGGCCAACAUUCGGAUGAAAAAUCAAAAUUCGAAGACCUGGUGCAGCUGGCACAAACUCGUUUGGAGGGUCAACUCUCGGCUGAUGACCUCUGCGAUGUGCUUCAAUGGGUACAGACUCGAAAUCAACUGGAGGGUCGCCUCUCGGCUGAAGGUCUAGGCGACCUCGUGCAACUGGUACGAACCAAUCUGCAGGGCCAACUCUCGGCUGAAGACCUUGGCAACCUCGUGCAACGAGUACGAGUCCAGUUGGAGCGCCAACUUUCGGCUGGAGGCCUUGCCUACGGCCUGGUGGAACUGGUACACUCCAACAUGGUAGGCCAACUAUCGGCUGAUGACCUUGACGACGUGCUGCAAUGGUUACGAGCUCAGCUGGAGGGCCACCUCUCGGCUGAAGGCCUUGGCGAUGUCGUGCAACUGGUACGAACCGAGCUGGAGGGCCAUCUGUCGCUUGAAGGCCUUGAGAACCUCGCUGUACGAGUUCGAAUCAAUUUGGAGGGCCAACUCUCGGCUGGAGGCCUUGCCGACGGCCUGAUGGAACUGUUUGCCUCUAAAAUGGUGAUCCAACUACCGGCUGAUGACCUUGGCGACGUGCUGCAAUGGUUGCGAGCUCGACUGGAGGGCCACCUCUCGGGUGAGGGCCUUGGCGACGUCUUGCAACUGGUACGAACCGAGCUGGAGGGCCAACUGUCGGCUGAAUGCCUUCGCGACCUCGUGCAACUGGUACGAACCAAUUUGGAGGGCCACCUCUCGGCUGAAGACCGUGCCGACAGCCUCGUGGAACUGGUACGCUCCAAACUGGUGAUCCAACUAUCGGCUGAUGACCUUGACGACGUUCUUCAAUGGUUACGAGCUCGACUGGAGGGCCACCUCUCGGCUGAGGGCCUUGGCGACCUCGUGCAACUGGUACGAACCGAGCUGGAGGGUCGACUGUCGCCUGAGGGCAUUGGCAACCUCGUGCUACUGGUACGAACCAAGUUGGAGGGACACCUCUCGGAUGCAGACCGUGCCGACGGUCUGGAGGAACUGGUACACUCCAAAAUGGAGUUCCAACUAUCGGCUGAUGACCUUGACAACGCGCUGCAAUGGUUACGAGCUCGACUGGAGGGCCACCUCUCGGGUGAGGGCCUUGGCGACGUCGUGCAACUGGUACGAACCGAGCUGGAGGGCCAACUGUCGGCUGCAGGCCUUGGCGACCUCGUGCAACGAGUACGGACAUGUUUGGAGGGCCAACUCUCGGCCGGAGACCUUGCCGACGUCCUGGUGGAACUGGUACACUCCAAACUGGUCGGCCAACUAUCGGUUGAUGACCUUGACGACGUGCUUCGAUGGUUGCGAGCUCGACUGGAGGGCCACCUCUCGGGUGAGGGCCUUGGCGACAUCGUGCAACUGGUACAAACCGAGCUGGAGGGCCAACUGUCGGCUGAGGGCAUUGGCAACCUCGCGCAACAAGUACGAAAAAAUUUGGAGGGCCACCUCUCGGAUGUAGACCUUGCCGGCGGCCUGGUGGAACUGGUACACUCCAAACUGGUGGGCCAACUGGCGGCUGAUGACCUUGACGACGUUCUUCAAUGGUUACGAGCUCGACUGGAGGGCCACCUCUCGGCUGAGGGCCUUGGCGACCUCGUGCAACUGGUACGAACCAAGCUGGAGGGCCAAUUGUCGGCUGAAGGUCUUGGCGACCUCGUGCAACUGGUACGAACCAAUUUGGAGGGCCAACUCUCGGGUACAGACCUUGCCGACGGCCUGCUGCAACUGGUACACUCCAAACUGGUGUGCCAACUAUCGGUUGAAGGCCUUCACUACAUGGUGCAAUUUGUACGAACUAAACUGGAGGACCAACGCCGGGCUGAAGACCUUGACGACCUGGUGCGACUGGUACGAACUCGACUGCAGGGCCAACUUUCGGCUGAAGAUCUAGACAACCUGCUGCAACUGCUACGAACUCAACUGGAGGGCCAGAUCCUGGGUGACGAAGAGCUUGACAAGCUGCUCCAACUGGAACGAAAAACACUGGUGGGGCAAUUCUCGGCUGAAGACAUUAACAAGCUCGAGCAGCUGGUACGAACUCGUCUGCAACUCUCGGGCGAUGAAGAGCCUGAUCACCUGCUCGAACUGGUGCGAACUACACUGGAGGACCAAGUCGUCUCGGCUGAAGACCUGGACGACCUAGUGCAGCUGAUGCGAAUUUACCUGCAGGACCAACUCCCGGCUGAAGACCUUAACGACCUGGUGCAAGUCCUACGAACUGAAAUGGAGGGCCGAAUCCCGGGUCCCCGGUAUGCUGAGGAGAUCAAGAAUGGCCAAAGGCAGCUCUACAAGGCGGAGAAGCGCUUCCGAACGCUUGUUCGUCAAUACCAGGAGGACAAGGCGAAGGAGCUCAAGCUCUCCUGCGGGAACGCAAGUGCGGAGAAGGACGACAGUUUUCAGAGAGGUUCUACACACCCUCUCAUCCUCCACCCAAGAGUUUUUUGUGCAUCUCUUGGCCUGGACAACAGGAUCGGCAGGCUAAGCGACUGGAUCAUAGGUGUGGCACCCGAGAAGAUAUCCUUCUCCUUUCCGGCUGUUGCUACAAUCUUGCCGGCAGCUUGGGUGGACGCGAUCGCCGCUGUCGAGGCGUUACACAAAGAGAAGGGGACACCGUACGUGCUGUGGGGUGAUGCAGUGAGAGCGUUCCAGCGAUAUUUCCAAGAGAAGCACAAAGAGGAGGGUAAAGAGGAGCGCAACAAGCCUCUGUCUGACGAAGACGCUGCGACCAACCUCAAGGAAGCGAUGAAGCAUCGAGAGGCGGAGGGAGGCGUGAUUUUGUCUUUGCGAGACGAGUCUUCCCCCGCACAAAGUGACAUGAUUCACGUGGAUCCUCGGUGGCUCAUCGAGCUCGUGAGGCGGGUCACGGAUCACAACCUCGUGGACAAGAAAAAGCAAAACAAGAUAUUGCAGGAGCUGCUCGAGUACGACAGAACCCGGCCUGACACUCUCAGUGGGUACAAGAACCUGUGCGAAACACACGCGUGCUUUAUUCGACAGGGUCGACUGAACCGGGAUUACCUUCGAUUUCUGUGGGUCCAUCGCAAGCUGGAAGUCGAAGGCGAUUACGCAGGAGCUCAAUUAGACAAGGACGCCUUCGACAGCAUGGUGGACACCAUGAUCAAGUACUUGUUCAUUUACCCCUCUCACGGGGAGUGCAGCAACGCGGAGGAUUGUCACAUCGUGCCGGCGAGGUUACCAGAGCAUGGGAACGAUAACAUUCUGGAGGAAAGCAUCGGGCUCGGCGAGGUGGUGGUGGGAAAGACAGCGUGGUUCCUGCGGAGCCACGCCCCAACAGGGAUAAUUGGGCGCUUUUUGGCCUUCACCUCAAGCAGGUUUGAGGCUUCAGGCAAAUGCUGGCAGCACGGGGCUCACAUUCAGUGGAAAAAGGACUCUAACGAGCACGAUGUGCUUCUUUGCGAGACCACGAUUGAAAAGGACAUAAUCCCUGGACAGAGCACCUUCCCUGCGAUUGCUAUUUGCGUCAAGGGCAAGACUGCGGAAGCUAAGGGCGUCCUGCGAGAGGUUGGAGAACAGCUAUUGAGUCUUCUCCAGGACAACAUCCACGGUUACCCGGGGCUCCGCUUGCCGAUAUUCGAGGAGCUUAACAUCACCCAAUCCGACCAAUUCCAAGUGCACUUCGAGCGAUACCUGGCCACACAAUUGGCUAAGAUCCUGGAAGAUACCAGGCGUGAAUCCGUUCGGAUGUUCCGGGCUGCGUUUCCAUCAUAUGGUGACCCUGUCGAGCUUCCGUAUCCACGACUGGUGCUACUCAAGCCUGUCGAGACCACUAGCAUCCAGGAAACGCAAGCCGAGGAGAGCGUUAAUGGCGCCAUACAACUGCGCAGGACGUGGGAUCGGUGGAUAGACCUCUGCAGAUCGGGUGGCAGCUGCGACUUUGUCCUCGUCUUUCUGUGCGAGCGCGACUUCUCGGAAAUUCCUUGCGGGCCACAGGGCAAGGGCUUCCGAGUACACAACCCGGGCUCAUUGUUCAACACGUUGAAGCCCUUGCUUCAGGGAGCUCUUUGGCUGGUGAAGAUCGCUGUCGGGACCGUGGCCAGCGUCGAUCUUCCACUUCACGACGUACUCGAAGCUUUCCUCCACGCCACCGCUGCCGAGGUGCUUGAGGCCGCGCCAAGCCAGUUCAGCCCAAGUGCCACUCUCGACGAAGGGCAGCAAGAGGGGUUCAAGGAAUUGCACGGACCGGCGUACAAGGCCUUGUGCGAUUUCAUGACAAAAGAGGAGUUCGGCCCAGAAGAGGCGCGGUGCGAGUCGUGCUUGCCUUGGUACCGCCCCCGGGUUCACGAGCCCAUACCGAGUGAAUUCGAUUGGAGAAGUCACAUGGAGAUGAUUAAGAAUGGUAUUGGAUACUCGUGGGUUCGAAAGUCUAGCGAGCAAUAACCUAGUAAUAUAAGUGGAGUAUAGGAAUGAAUGUAGCGCACAGGUGGCCUCCCUGGCGCUUUGGUGAUGUCCAUCAACAAUUCUUUGCCACCCUUUUUCAUCCCGCACGCGAUAGUUUUUUAUGUGCUGUUUGGUGUACCCUCGCAGUCCGUCGAGUUCAUACACAUCCGUUCAGACCGGAGGCGCACAGAGACUUCUCGCCGUACGCUUUGGCACUUGCGCAUAAGAAACCCCAAGUUGGGGAUCCGCGGCCUCAUCUUUUGUGUGGUGAAUGCCGUAGGAAAUAGUGUAGGAUACGUCGCCUGGCUGGGUGUGUUUGUUGUUGGCCAACUAACUCUCUCAUUUCGUUGUUCGCAGUAUUCCCCACGCUCGUUUUCACAACGACCAACGACACAUUUUUCUUUCCGUCGGUCUCCAACUGCAAGUACCUCGGGUAGCGCGUGUGUUGCGUGAUGUUGUGCCGAGUUGGGCAGGUUCCCACUGGAUGGGAGGGCUUGCGCGGUAUGGCGGGGGGGGGUUGUGGAUUGUAUUACGUGCGUUGAGGUGGGGGUUGGCGUUGAUUUCGGCAGGGAUUUUGUUGUGUUUGGUUGAACGAAACGGCCGGUGUGUAGGCUUGGCUCGGACCGGUCUUGGUUUGUUUGAGUGUGGGUUA